This is a messenger RNA of Mugil cephalus (flathead mullet), 682 nucleotides long. Its product is annotated as lamin-L(I)-like. The record is from RefSeq and is a predicted model, not a curated record. NCBI's taxonomy places the organism in Eukaryota, Metazoa, Chordata, Actinopteri, Mugiliformes, Mugilidae. Bases 34 to 588 code for a protein of 184 amino acids. The transcript has 5 exons.
CUUCAAGAGGAGAAACAUCAGCUGAAGAAGGAGAUGGAGACAAGAAACAAAGAGAUGGAGAUCAGAAACAAAGAGCUGGAGACCAGGAAGAAAGAGCUGGAGACCAGAAACAAAGAGAUGGAGACCAGGAACAAACAGAUAGAGGAGAUGAAACAGAAGUGGGAGAAGAAGCUCAAAGAGGAGGAGAAAAAAAGAGAAAGAGCUGAGAAAGAAGUGGAGACACUGAAGAGGAAACUGGAGCCUGAGUCAGAGAGAAUCAAACCUGAAGAAACACAGAACAGCAGCAGCUCAGACAGUCAGAAGACGUCAGGAGACAUCACUGUGGUGAUUAAUGACCGCUACAACUAUAUCUGUCUGAGAAACAAAUCUGAUCAGGACAAACCAUUGGGAGGACGUCAGUUAAAAGUCCAGAUCAGUAAACAACCCAUCACAUACACAUUUGAUCCAUCAGUGGAACUCAAGGCUGGAGACAGAGUUACUUUCUACCGUCCAGACUGUGAUGAGAGUUUUACUCUACCUCAUCGACUGGAGUGGGAGGACCUGAAGUACUGGAGCCCUGGAGACAGAGUCCAGGUCUCUCUGCAGUGAAAUAGUUCCUAGUUGAACUCCUUCAAUAAAGUUCAGUGAUCCAGCAAACAGCAACAUUAUAGAUGAGAAACAGCACGACUCAGAUCUUCCUGCA